AUGGACGUGUGGGGCCCAGCCCGCGUCCGUGGACAGGGUCACGAGCGCUACUUCCUGCUAGUUGUUGACGACUACUCGCGUUACACCGCAGUCUUCCCCUUGCGCAGCAAGGGUGAUGUCACUGAGGUGCUGAUCGACUGGAUCCGCGCAGCUCGUCUCCAGCUCAGGCAGAGCUUUGGCUCGGACUUUCCUGUUCUGCGUCAGCACUCGGACAGAGGCGGAGAGUUUUCCUCUGGCCUUCUGAGAGCCUACUGUCGCGCACGGGGCAUCCGUCAGACCUUCACGCUUCCAGACUCUCCGCAGCAAAAUGGGAUUGCUGAGCGCCACAUUGGCAUGGUCAUGGACGUCGCUCAUACGUCUAUGAUGCAUGCGGCUGCCCCCCAUUUUCUGUGGCCGUUUGCGUUGAGGUACGCGGCGCAUCAGAUCAACCUUCACCCCAGGGUCUCCAGGCCGGAGACCUCCCCAGCCUUGCUGUGGACGGGGAAGGUUGGCGAUGCGUCGGCGUUCCGGUUCUACCACCCCACCUCUCGCCGUGUUCUGUCCUCCCAGGACGUCAAGUUUGACGAGUCGGUCCCCUACUACCGCCUCUUCCCCUACCGCACUCCGUCCCUCCCCCCGCCCCCGCUCUUCCUUGUACCAGGUCCCCCCCGGGUAGACCCCCUCCCCCGUCAGGGUCCUGUCCCUUCAGGUGUGUCCCAGGUAGACGCAGUCGAGCCUGUCGAGGUCACUGGUGACUCUGGUGCUGCUGAGGGUGCUGAGCCUGGGGGUGCUGAGCCUGGGGUGCUGAGCCUAGGGGUGCUACGCCUGGGGGUGCUUUGCCUGGGGGUGCCGGGCCUGGGGGUGCUGAGCCUGGAGGAGCUGCGUGAGUGGUUUGCCCGGCGCUGGAGCCAUGCUGCUGGUGCUGGAGGUUCUUCGGCUACUGGGGGUGGUGAGCCUAGUGGUGCUGAGCCUGGGGGUGCUGAGCCUGGGGGUGCUACGCCUGAAGGGGUGCUUUGCCUGGGGGUGCUGGACCUGGGGGUGCCGAGCCUGGAGGUGCUCCGCCUGGAGGUUCUUCCGGGUGCUUCGUCUCGCCGGGAGCCACUCUCUCCACAGGAGCUCCGCGAGUGGUUUGCCCGGCGCUGGAGCCGUGCUGCUGGUGCUGGAGGUUCGUCGACUACUGAGGGUGCUGCUGUCGCGGGUCCCGGAGGUGCUCGUCCUGGGAGUACUGGAGCUGCAGGGCCUGCAGGUUCGACUGGAGCUGGUGCUGCUGAGGGUGUUGGCGUUGAGACUACCACUGGCGGUCCUGCUGGGGGUGCUCCUGGUACUGUUGGAGGUUAUGGAGCUGCUGGAGGUGCUGCUGGAGCGGGUGCUCCUGCUGGAGGUACUGGUGCUGUCCCUGCUGUUUCUCGCGUCGCCACGCGGCCUCGACCGUACUUCGUUCCACUCCUGCAGCAGUCGGACUCUCUUCGUGCUGCCAGUCCUACUGUCACAAGUCUCCUGGCUAUUGUCGUCACUGACCCUUCUUUCGAGUCCACUGCUGCGUCUGCCCUAGUUGCUGAGCUCGUCGACUUUGCUGCUCGCUGUCGCCUAGACUACGCUGCUAGUCCUUGUCGCUGA
Messenger RNA from Closterium sp. NIES-65, 1596 nucleotides. Lineage: Eukaryota; Viridiplantae; Streptophyta; Zygnematophyceae; Desmidiales; Closteriaceae. The record is from the annotation of a GenBank genome assembly.